Astrephomene gubernaculifera is the source of this 2107-nucleotide messenger RNA. Lineage: Eukaryota; Viridiplantae; Chlorophyta; Chlorophyceae; Chlamydomonadales; Astrephomenaceae. The record is from the annotation of a GenBank genome assembly.
CAAACGUGCACACACUAUUGAAAUAUGGUGCGAUUGCUUAAUGGCCUACACGGCCGCGUACUACGCAUAUACUGUGUCAUGGCCGAUGUCGCCUCCACGGCAGGCGGAGGGCCAACUCGGCGCUUUUCCUCCAAGCACAGCAGCGUACAUCAAGAUAUGGACGUCGUCAUAGCAUUGGGCUCAAACAUGGGCAACCGCGGCCUUCACCUCCACCGGGGUCUCAGACGACUCAGGGAGCUCGGAGUGCAGAUCCUCCGCCACUCCGCGCUGUACGAGACCGCUGCCGCCUACGUGACGCAGCAGCCGCCCUUCCUGAACGCGGCGCUGCUGGCCCGCACCGCCCUGCCGCCCGGGCAGCUGCUGCGGCUCCUGAAGCAGGUGGAGGCGGAGGCGGGUCGCGACCUGGCGGGCGGCCCCCGCUUCGGCCCCCGGCCGCUGGACCUGGACAUCGUGUUCCUGGGGGCGGGGGAGGUGCGACUGGGGGAGCCCAGGCUGGAGGUGCCGCACCCCAGGUGGCGCGAGCGGCCCUUCGUCCAGGCGCCCGUGUCAGACCUGCUGUACCGGCGGGACAUGCGCCCCGCCCUGCACACAAGCGGCAGCAGCAGCAGUGACGGUGAGCUGGGUCGCAACUGCAGCAGCAGCGUCAGCAGGAGCGUCAGGAGCAGCGACAGCAGAAGUAGCGCUGGCGGGGAAGGUCAAGCAAGAGAAGGAGGGGGAGAAGGAGGGGCUAUGGACACAGGCGGCGCUGCGGCUGCUGCGGCUGCUGCUGCCUGCCGUGAGCCGCUGCCUGUGGGUCACCCCGGCUCCGUGCUGAGCCACCUGGCUGAGGUGCGUCGCGUGUGGCAGGCGGCACAGCGGGCGGCAGGCGGCAGUAGCGGUGGCUGUAGCACCAGCAGCAGUGGUAGCGGGGCUAGCAGUAGUAGCGGUAGCAGCAGCAGCAGCCCUGUAGGGGGCGGUGGGGAGGUCAUGAGACGAGUCACACCGCUCAUCAACCUGCUUCAUCCGCCUGGCCACCAAGACCAAGCCACUUCCACCACCACCUCCUCAUGUGGCCCCACCCCCAGCUCCCCCAGCCCCCCCAGCAGCACCCCGGGCAGCACCGACCGUCUGCUGUCCUGGGGCGCCCGCACCUACCUCAUGGCCAUCCUCAACAUCACACCCGACAGCUUCUCAGACGGGGGACUGUACGACAACGACGUGGGUGCGGCGGUGGCUGCUGCGGAGCGGUUGGUGGCUGCGGGGGCGGACAUACUGGAUGUGGGUGGGCAGUCCACACGGCCGGGAGCCAGCAGGCUGGGGGCGGCGGAGGAGCUGGCGCGGGUGAUGCCGGUCGUCAGGGCCCUGCGCAGCUCGCCGGCGUUGGCGGGCGUGCCGAUCAGUGUGGAUACCUUCCACUCGAGCGUGGCGGCGGAGGCGGUGGCGGCGGGGGCCAACAUCGUGAAUGAUGUGACGGGAGGGGAGGCGGACCCGCACAUGCUGGAGACGGUCGCCGAGCUGGGUGUGCCGUACGUGCUGAUGCACAUGCGCGGCGACUUCCGCACCAUGAGCCGCCCUGAGCACACCUCCUACGGCUGCGUGUGGCGCGAGGUAGGGCAGCAGCUGCAGCGGCGCGCGCAGGCGGCGGAGGCGGCGGGCGUGGCGGCGUGGAACAUCAUCCUCGACCCGGGUAUCGGUUUCGCCAAGACCUGCGAGGGCAACUUGGAGCUGCUGCGCCACCUGCCCGCCCUCAGCCGCACAGCGCUGGAUGGGCCUUACGCAGCGUCCGCACCCCCCGCCGCCUCCCCCAUCUCCACCUCCUCGCCCGCCCCCGCCUCCGCCUCCCAUGCAACCUCCAACGAAGCAACCUCAGACGCCGCACCCUCCUCCGCAUCCUCAGACACAGCUGCUACCUCGGAAGCAGAAGCAGAAGCAGCAGAUGCAGCAGAUCCCGUCCUCCUCACAGCAGCUAUGGGCGGCGGCGCCGGCGGCGGUGCGCCCCUGCUAGUGGGCCCCUCCCGCAAGCGCUUCCUGGGUCAACUGACGGGGCGGGAGCAGCCGGCGCAUCGCGACGCCGCCACCGCGGCUGCAUGCGUGGUGGCGGUGGGGGGCGGGGCGGACAUGGUGCGGG